CGCAGUCGAAUGUUGCGACCGGUAUCCGAGCCGAGUGUUUGUGCCCACCAUCACGAGCCGAGAGUAAAGAAAAUGCCUCCAUUUUGUUUAUUUUCGUCAAUGAAAAGCGAAUUCUCGUGCGAAAAAUAAAAUCCAGUCAGUGUCAAAGUUCGUAAAAAUCCGUCACGUGUCAUCAGUCCCACUCAUUACAUGUGUCUUGUGUGCAGCCCUCGCUCAGAGGGUAUAAAAAACAGCAAGAAUUGGUCGCGUCACGAGUAAGCACUUCGUCAAAUUGACUACCGUCUCCGGCACUAAAAACAGUACCCAUAACAAUUGCGGCAAUUGUUACGCGGCUGCGGACAAGGACCUCUUGGUGAGCGCGAGGAAGAACAAAGGUGUGUUCGGGUUCGCCAAGGACAGGACGGGGGCUGCCAGAACGCCGUCCCUCAACAUGAACCACGUCACGGGGCAGUACAGGCGCAGCGAAGACAACCCCCAGGCCGAGGUGGAGGAGAUGGAGACCCAGGAAGUCACCACCACCGAGUCCGUCACGGACACCGGGGGCGGCGAGAUGGACCAGCAGAACGGGGAGGUGAUCAUCGGGCCCCAGCCGGACCCCGGCAUGACGGUGCAGGACGCGGAUAUGGAGGAGGACGAGGCCCGCUCUGAAGCGACCUUCAGGUACACAGUGCAGCAGUUCAGUAAGCUCAAGGAUUCCGCCUUGUCCCCUGCUUGCUACGUCAGAAACCUACCAUGGAAAAUCAUGGUGAUGCCCCGAAACAGCCACGGUCAGGACAGGACCGCACAACGCUCUCUCGGCUUUUUCCUUCAAUGUAACGGUGAAAGCGAAUCUUCUUCGUGGUCCUGCUACGCCGUAGCCGAGCUACGCCUGCUGUCGGUUCGUCCUGAUGUGGAACCCUUCUCAAGAAAGAUACAACACUUGUUCUAUUCCAAGGAAAAUGAUUGGGGCUUUUCACACUUCAUGGCCUGGAAUGAUAUUCUCGACCCAGAAAAAGGUUACAUUAAAGAUGAUGCGAUUACUCUGGAAGUACACGUCGUCGCUGAUGCCCCGCAUGGCGUUUCUUGGGACAGCAAAAAGCAUACAGGUUACGUCGGUCUGAAAAACCAGGGAGCAACGUGCUACAUGAAUUCCCUUCUCCAGACUCUAUAUUUCACGAACCAGCUGAGACGUGCCGUCUACAAAAUGCCAACAGAGUCCGACGACUCGACGAAAUCGGUGGCGCUCGCUCUUCAGAGGGUAUUCCACGAAUUACAGUUCUGCGAUAAACCCGUCGGUACAAAAAAGUUGACGAAAAGUUUCGGUUGGGAGACUUUGGAUUCGUUUAUGCAACACGAUGUGCAAGAAUUUCUCAGGGUACUUUUAGAUAAGUUGGAAAGCAAAAUGAAAGGCACCUGCGUCGAGGGAACGGUCCCGAAACUUUUCGAAGGCAAGAUGAUUUCGUACAUCAGAUGUAAAAACGUCGACUACUCGAGCACACGGUCAGAGACGUUCUACGACAUUCAGCUGAACAUCAAAGGAAAGAAAAACAUUGAUGAGUCGUUCAAGGAUUACAUCGCCAAAGAAACGUUAGACGGCGACAAUAAGUACGAUGCAGGCGAGCACGGGUUGCAAGAUGCCGAGAAAGGAGUUAUUUUCUCGGCUUUUCCGCCUGUGUUACAUUUACAUUUAAUGAGGUUCCAGUACGAUCCGAUCACGGAUUGUUCGGUUAAAUUCAACGAUAGGUUUGAGUUUUAUGAAAAGAUAUCUUUAGAUUCGUAUUUACAAGAACCGGAUCCGAGUAAUCCGGCCAAUUAUACGUUACACGCUGUUCUGGUACAUUCUGGUGACAAUCAUGGCGGCCAUUACGUAGUUUUUAUUAACCCUAGGGGAGAUGGCAAGUGGUGUAAGUUCGAUGAUGAUGUUGUAUCUAGGUGUACGAAACAGGAAGCCAUCGAACAUAAUUAUGGCGGUCACGACGAAGACAUGAACAUGACAGUCAAACAUUGUACCAACGCGUACAUGUUGGUUUAUAUUAGGGAUUCAGAACUACACAACGUAUUACAAGAGGUCACCGACGCCGAUAUACCAAGCGAAUUAGCCGACCGACUAGCCGAAGAAAAACGAAUGGAACAGGUCAGGCGAAAAGAGCGCAACGAAGCCCACCUCUACAUGACCAUCAACGUCUUACUAGAAGACAGUUUCGACGGCCAUCAAGGCAACGAUCUUUACGAUCCCGACAGGCCGUUGUUCCGCGUCUUCAAAAUAAAAAAGAUGGCGUUAGUCAGCGAAAUGAUGGACAUGUUCGCCGACGCUUUCAAGUAUCCUACCGAACAGAUAAGGCCAUGGCCGUUCAGUCAGAGGUCGAAUCAGACGAUGAGGCCUAGCAUGCUGGAUUUGGAGGCGGACUCGCACAAGGCCGUCAUCGACACCGCCGAAAAUCAGAAUCCGUGGACGAUAUUCUUGGAGUUGUUACCGCCCGAUUCGGGCCUUACGAUGUUACCGAAUUUCGAUAAGGAGACCGAUGUUUUGUUGUUCUUCAAAAUGUACGACCCUAAGCAGAAAAAGAUACAUUAUUGUGGACAUAGUUACUUACCGGUUACUAGUAAGUUGAGCGAGUUGGUUCCGCUGUUGAACGAGAGGGCCGGCUUUCCGCCGGAUACGGAGCUGGUGUUGUAUGAAGAGAUUAGGCCUAAUAUGAUAGAGAAGAUUACGAAUUUCAAUGAGCCGCUGGAAAAGGUCUUGGACGAACUGAUGGACGGUGACAUAAUCCUCUUCGAGAAAGAAGAACGAGAAGAAUUCUCCGACUUACCAACAUGCAUCGACUACUUCAAAGAUUUAUACUACCGAGUAGAAGUAACCUUCGUCGAUAAAUGCACACCCAACGAUCCCGGUUUCACAAUGGAGCUCUCACAGCGAAUGACGUACGACCAGCUGGCGAGAGCUGUAGCCCAAAGGGUCGGCACCGAUCCAUACCUAUUACAGUUUUUCAAAUGUCAAAAUUCCGUAUCUUCCAGUUACAAAGACAGCCCAGGACAUCCUUUAAGGUGCACCUUUGAGGGCACCUUGAAAGAUCUCUUAGUAUUUUCAAAACCUAAGGCGCCUAAAAAAAUAUUUUACCAACAGCUCAGCAUCCGUGUUAAUGAAUUAGAAAAUAAGAAACAGUUUAAAUGUAUUUAUGUCGGUCCCAAUGUUUUAGAAGAGAAAGAAAUUAUUUUGUACCCGAAUAAAAGGGGGACGGUGGCCGAUUUGUUGGAAGAGGCGAAAAAACAAAUCGAGUUUGGUGAAGGGAGCACCGGAAAAUUGAGGUUUACGGAAGUUAGUUGUAAUAAAGUGGCGUUGGGUCCUAAAGAAGAUACGCCCCUAGAUCACCUGGUAAUCAACGCAGCUAAAAUUUAUAGGAUCGAAGAAGUGCCAAGAGAUGAACUGCAUAUAGCUGAAGACGAAAUGCUUAUUUCUUGUGCGCAUUUCCAAAAGGAGGUUUUCUCCACCUUCGGUUUACCGUUCUUGCUCAAAAUUAAGCAAGGGGAACCGUUUACGAAAGUCAAAGAACGUAUCCAGAAGAGGUUAGGUGUUCCUGACAAAGAAUUUGAAAAGUACAAGUUUUCGAUCGUCGCGAUGGGCAGACAACAAGUCCUACAAGAUGACGAGUAUGUAGUCAAUUUAGCAGAUUUUAGACCACUUCCUAAUCAAGCUGGAAGUCCAAAACCCUGGUUAGGUUUGGAUCAUGUGAACAAAGCCCCGAAAAAAUCCCGUUUUAAUUAUUUAGAGAAAGCCAUCAAAAUUUACAAUUGAGAGACUGAGGAAGCUUAUUUCACAACCUUGCACUUUUCGGCUCUGCAGUAUUGCCAGUUAAUGAUCAUGAAAUUCCCUAUCAAUAGUGGAAUCGAUAAAUGUAAGGUGCGGCUGCUUUGUCAUUUGGUGCUUCGUGUGAGCACAAGUCUUCUGCUGUGUGACACCAUUUUGUAUAUAAAAUAUAUAUUUGUUCAUGUCUGUCUAUUUAGAAUAUAUUCGCGCUAAAGCUGUU
Molecule: messenger RNA, 4004 nt
Organism: Zophobas morio
Lineage: Eukaryota; Metazoa; Arthropoda; Insecta; Coleoptera; Tenebrionidae
Gene: Usp7
Product: ubiquitin carboxyl-terminal hydrolase 7
Exons: 13
Coding region: 431-3772 (1113 amino acids)
Biological process (GO): protein deubiquitination; regulation of protein stability
Cellular component (GO): nucleus; cytosol
Molecular function (GO): cysteine-type deubiquitinase activity; protein binding
Source: RefSeq, a predicted model, not a curated record